AUGACUCGAAUGCAGCGGCGCUGUGUUGCCUUCGUCCUCGGCGUGGAAGUUGAGGGGCUUCGUCAUGCAAAACUUGGCCUUGAGAUAUUGGCGGCUGCUUGCAGGAAAUCUCCGAUGUUCAAGGAGGAGGACGUGCACGUGCACUCUGUGCAACGAGGAUCAGCUAUGCGGAGCAAGGUGUUGAGAGAUCUGGAGGACAAGGUUGCACAAGUCUUCGACUCACUGGAAGACGAUGCUAUUGUGCUUGCCUUCUACAUUGGGCAUGGUUCCCUCACGCUGGAGGGCUACACGAAAGUUCACGACUUGCUUUUUCAACUGGAACCGCGUCUUCUCAGCCAAGCUGUGACGACAUCGCACCGACGACUCACAAUCGUAACUCUCCCAUUUUGCUGUCGACGGAGAGUGUCAGAUCCUCCGUCAUGGCCGAACGUUCAGCCUUUGCUGCAGGAGUUUGGGCAAAACCAGAUGGGAGAAUUCUUCCCGUUUCAAAUGUGCGCUGACGGAAAUGAAAUCCCCGAUUGCUUGGUUGCGGAAGUAGCGAUGGCCCGACUUCUGUGCAGACCUCCAGCAAAUCUGCAAUCCCUUUUCAGAAAAUUCCGCGAUGAUGUCCGCACGUACACCUGGAAGCACAUCGAGCCACAGUCUGCGUUCUUCAACCAUGCGGAGAUAAUCUGGCUGCAUGAGAACCCCACCUCACCUCCCCGACAAAUCUUGCCCGAGUCGGCAGUGGAUGCCGGGGCAAGAGCGGUUUUACUGGCUAGGCAUUUUCACGAACUUUCGAGGGAGCGCAUCCACGAGCUACAUGAGCUUGAUGAUGUCGACCAAGUUCUUGGUUGUAUCGACCAAGUUCUUGGUGGUAUCGACCUAGUCCUCUGCACUCUAGCGCCCCUGUUUCGCCUCCGCGGAGCCUCGUGGCUUACGAAUCUGGAAGUUCAGCUCGCUGCUGUGCAAACUGGUAGCUUGCGGGAGGCUUGCGGCGUGCUUUGGGCCGUGGCAGAGCAGCCGGACAUCACAGAGGAGGAAGUGGAUGCAACGGAGUCGUGGACAAACAUUUCGCCAGAAUGCAUGGAUGAACUCUACAUGUCCAUUCGUACCUGGAAGGAUUUCCCAGAGACACUAGACGCCAUUCCCGUGUUGAUGGGUCUCAUGAACUUUCUGACAAUGGAUGACGGAGACCGCGACGAAGCUCAAAGGAGGGUCCUGAUCGAUAGCACGAAUUGGCUCGCCAGCCAAAUCGGCUUAGAGUUCAACCUGCCUCACCGACGUGCGCUAGACUGCCGCCACCUCGCGCACGCUUACUUCCACGAACCAGUCAAGCCAGUCACAGCUUAA
This is a messenger RNA of Symbiodinium necroappetens, 1332 nucleotides long. NCBI's taxonomy places the organism in Eukaryota, Dinophyceae, Suessiales, Symbiodiniaceae. The record is from the annotation of a GenBank genome assembly.